ACGACGUCUCAGUUCAGAAGUUUGGCGAGGCCGGCUGCGUCGUUGCUUCGUUUUUCUCUUCGUCUUCGAUCCUCCUCGAAACCCUAGCCACGAACCAUGGGGGAAAUCCAUUGAAGACCUCCUCAAGAUCGGUCCUUCUCCUGCUCUGCUGCAUCGCCGGCGUCAAGCGCUGAAGAGCCGCCAAUGCGCGUUCCAUCUCAGAACCAUCAACGGAGGCGAUGGUCGGGGACUGUCGCGCUCCUGGUUGCCAUCGUCGUCCUCGCUGAGAUUUCCUUCUUGGGCCGGCUUGACAUGGGGAAGAACGCCGCCGCAGUCCAUAAAUGGACUACAUCGCUGUACUUCUCCUUUGACGACGACGCCGUCGUUAACGAUGGUGCGGGUGAUCUGAUUUCGUUGCCGUCUUCGUUGCCGAUUCCUGUUGAAGUGGAGCGGCUUAGCUGCGAGGAGUGGUUGGAGAGGGAGGAUAAUGUUUCGUACUCGAGGGAUUUCAGCAAGGACCCUGUCAUAAUUUCCGGAAUGGAUCAGGAUUGGAGUUCAUGUUCUGUGGGCUGCAAGUUUGGAUAUUCUGCUAAUAAGAUACCUGAUGCUGCAUUUGGAUUGCCAUCAGACCCAGCGACUGCUAGUGUACUUCGAUCAAUGGAAUCAUCGCACUACUAUCCAGAAAAUAAUAUUGAGCUGGCACGACGGAGAGGGUACAAGGUUAUUAUGACAACCAGCCUUUCCUCAGAUGUCCCAGUUGGCUAUUUCUCAUGGGCUGAAUAUGAUAUUAUGGCACCUGUGCAACCAAAGACCGAAGAUGCUCUUGCAGCUGCCUUCAUUUCUAAUUGUGGGGCUCGCAAUUUCCGUCUGCAGGCUCUUGAAAUGCUUGAAGAGUUAAAGAUCAAGAUUGAUUCUUAUGGGAGUUGUCAUCGGAACCAUGAUGGUAGAGUGGAUAAAGUCAAGGCUUUGAAGCGCUACAAGUUCAGCUUGGCAUUUGAAAAUUCCAAUGAGGAAGAUUAUGUUACUGAAAAAUUCUUUCAGUCCCUUGUUGCAGGAAAUAUUCCAGUUGUAGUUGGUGCUCCAAACAUUCUUGAUUUUGCUCCUUCUCCGGAAUCAGUUUUACAUAUCAAACAGCUCAGUGAUGUUGCUUUAGUUGCAAAGACUAUGAAACAUUUGGCAGCUAAUCCUGAUGCAUAUAAUCAAUCAUUGAGAUGGAAGUUCGAGGGUCCAUCAGAUUCUUUUAAGGCCCUGGUGGACAUGGCAGCUGUGCACUCCUCUUGUCGGCUCUGCAUUCACCUUGCAACAAAAAUCCAUGAAGAAGAAGAGAAGACUACUCGAUUUGAAAAUCGCCCCUGUAAAUGCACCAACAAAGUAGGGACAACUGCAUACCAUUUGUAUGUCCGGGAAAGGGGACGUUUCGGUAUGGAAUCUAUAUUUCUCAGGUCCGACAUGUUGACUUUGGAAGCAUUAAAGUCUGUAGUGUUGGCGAAGUUCAAAUCCUUGAAUCACACACCCAUUUGGAAGGGAGAGAGACCAGUGAGCAUUCGCGGUACUGAUUUCAAAGUACACAGAAUAUACCCGAUCGGCCUCACACAAAGACAAGCCUUGUACACAUUCAAAUUUGAUGGCGAUGCCGAUCUCGGAAAAUACAUAACUAGUCAUCCUUGCGCAAAAUUUGAAGUGAUUUUUGUAUGAUCGGUAAUAAUAUUGUUCGCUGCUGCAGCCAUUUUCCCAACUUCUUAACUUGAUAAGGCGCAGCUGAUUUGUCAAUAGGUACUUUUGCUGUAAUUUUGUACAUCUCUAGGAAUGAAUGUAUUUGGACCUGAAUUGAUUGACAUGUUUAUUAAAUGCAUGCCCAGAUUUUAUUGUUUUU
This is a messenger RNA of Dioscorea cayenensis subsp. rotundata (Guinea yam), 1852 nucleotides long. Its product is annotated as putative fucosyltransferase-like protein. The record is from RefSeq and is a predicted model, not a curated record. The transcript has 7 exons. Lineage: Eukaryota; Viridiplantae; Streptophyta; Magnoliopsida; Dioscoreales; Dioscoreaceae. Gene Ontology annotation, molecular function: fucosyltransferase activity. Gene Ontology annotation, cellular component: membrane. Bases 184 to 1674 code for a protein of 496 amino acids.